UUGUCCCCACAGGUCCCCAGGGGUCCGGAAAUGUCCCCAUCGGCCAUGGGGGACACUGGGGACAUUGGGGUGGCCCUGUCCCAGGCGCUGCUCUGUGUCACCAGCCUGGGCUGUGCCCUGCGAGCUAGACAGGUGACAGGUGGCCCCGCCGCCGGGUUCCUCCUGCAGGCCCUGGUGGCCGCCGGCGACGCGCUGUCCCCUCUGUGUCCCCGCGUCCCCGAUGUCCCCAAGGCCACCGCCCCGCCGGGCUCCUGGAUCUGCUCCGUGCUCGCCCAACCCUUGGUGGCCUUCGGCUGUCACCGCCUCAGCGGCGACACUGCCACCGCCAACCUGCUACUGGUCACGGUCACCCUGGUGGCCCCGGUGGCCGCGGCCUUGCCGGACGACGGCCGUGUCCUGGCCGGUCACUUUGUCACCACGCUGACGUCCGGCUCCGUGCUGGCGCUGGCGGCGCUGACCGGGAGCGUCACCGGCGCGGUGGCCGCGGGGUUGGUGGCGCUCGGGGACGUGGCGGCGCCGUGGGGCGUCCCCUGGGUGAGGGCGGUGGCCAGCGUGGCGCUGCUGGGGACGCUGCGGGAGCAGAGCAGGGCGUGGAGGGAGUGA
Messenger RNA from Cinclus cinclus, 603 nucleotides. RefSeq names its product transmembrane protein 276 (gene TMEM276). The transcript is spliced from 2 exons. The record is from RefSeq and is a predicted model, not a curated record. NCBI's taxonomy places the organism in Eukaryota, Metazoa, Chordata, Aves, Passeriformes, Cinclidae. Bases 31 to 603 code for a protein of 190 amino acids.